Candidula unifasciata is the source of this 928-nucleotide messenger RNA. The record is from the annotation of a GenBank genome assembly. NCBI's taxonomy places the organism in Eukaryota, Metazoa, Mollusca, Gastropoda, Stylommatophora, Geomitridae.
AAAUCCUGUUUAUUUCACAAAUCACCCGGAACUUCUUCCUCGAAUGCGAGCAAUUUUGUUGGACUGGUUAUCGGAGGUCUGUGAACUUCACCAUCUACACAAACAGACGUACAGCUUGGCCCUGGACUAUGUCGACAGGUACCUGAGUGUUACUAAAGAUGUUCCCAAGGAGCAGCUGCAGCUGGUUGGUGUCUCAGCUUUGCUUCUAGCUUCCAAACUGGAGGAAAUCUACCCACCCAAACUGACAGAUUUUGCAUACAUGACCGACAGUGCUUGUACAGAACAAGAUAUCAUUAGACAAGAGAUGAUCAUGUUGAAGGCGCUGAAGUGGGACUUAACUCCGAUGACAACAAAUGCAUGGUUGGGAGUGUAUCUACAGGUGGCCAACAUUGAACAUCUUACAGAUGAUCAUCUGGGUUUUGUCUUUCCCCAGUUCUCCACACACGCCUUUAUCCAGCUAUCCAGGUUGUGUGACCUCAGCCUUUUGGAUUAUGGCUCGAUGCAUUUCCGCUACAGCAUCAUCGCAGCAACAGCCUUGUACCACCACACAGGUGAAAAUCUGGUAGAAGAAGUCACAGGUUUCAAAUGGGAAGAUAUUUACUGCUGUGUCAAGUGGAUGGCCCCAUUUGCUCGGGCUAUGCUGGAAGUUGGUCAGACCUCUGUCAAAUUCUUCUCCAAGGUCAAGCCGGAAGACUGCCAUAAUAUACAAACACACAAUGUGGGCUUGGGUUUACUGGGAAGGGCCUUGUCUCAUCAGGUUGUUUACAGAGAAAAGGAACGGCUGGUACCAUGUUCCGUGGAUCUGUCUGCUCAGCUUGUGGCACUUCUGGUGCCCCCUGAUUCUGAUGAUGAUGAUGAUGAAACUACCAAUGUCUCUAUGGAUGAUGAUGAUGAAGAAGAAGAAAAAGAAACAAACAGCAGUAAUUAA